AUGGAAGAUUUCUAUCGCACGAGCGACACAGAGUCGCUGCAUGAGAAAUACGUGCACAGCUUCACGGACGAUGCUACACUGAUUAUGGGGCCGAAGCAGGCCCAGGGAGCGAGUGAGAUCUUGACACUCCGCCACGGUCUCUGGACUCAUGUUGCCUCGCGCCACCAUACACCCACGCGCAUCUUCUUCGGCGGCAACGACGAGAUCAUGUUGUAUGGCGGGGUCAAUUACAGACUCAAGGCGGACCCGGAAAAGGAUGUUUAUGUGCCCUGGGCAGGAAGAGUGGUAUUUGCGCCGAAGACGGAGGGCGAGGGGAUGAAGAUGCGGUUUUAUCAGGUGUAUCUGGAUCCGUCGGCCCAGUCGGGGAAGAAAUAA
Messenger RNA from Penicillium alfredii, 375 nucleotides. RefSeq lists its product as uncharacterized. Lineage: Eukaryota; Fungi; Ascomycota; Eurotiomycetes; Eurotiales; Aspergillaceae. The record is from RefSeq and is a predicted model, not a curated record. Bases 1 to 375 code for a protein of 124 amino acids. The transcript is spliced from 3 exons.